Molecule: messenger RNA, 2121 nt
Organism: Penaeus indicus
Lineage: Eukaryota; Metazoa; Arthropoda; Malacostraca; Decapoda; Penaeidae
Exons: 3
Coding region: 1-2121 (706 amino acids)
Molecular function (GO): catalytic activity
Source: RefSeq, a predicted model, not a curated record
AUGCGGCAAAUUCAACACAGUAUGCAAGGAAAUGAAAAGGUGCAAUAUUCAAAUCUUAGGUAUAUCAGAAACCAAGAAAGUUUUAGAUCACAAGGAGGAGAAUUGGUGCUUUUCUCGGGAACAGAGGAGAAUUACAGUCAUGGUGUCGCAAUAGUAUUGUCAAAAGAAACCCAAAAUGCUCUUAUAGGAUACAGUCCAAUAAAUGACAGGUUAAUGAAAGUAAGACUGCAAGCCAAACCUUACAACUUGUCCAUCAUCCAAUGCUAUGCCCCAACCAGUCUUGCCAGUGAUGAGGAAAUUGAAACUUUCUACAACGCUUUCCAUGAAACACUUGACAUAAUACCAAACCGAGACAUCAAAGUUAUCAUGGGUGACAUGAAUGCUAAAGUAGGAAAAAGAAAUGAAAAUGGGCCAUCCUGCGGCAAAUUUGGUCUUGGUACACAAAACGAACGCGGUGAAAAAUUAGUUGAGUUCUGUGUCACUAACAACCUGUCAAUCGUGAACACAGUGUUCCAGCAUCACCCCAGACACCUGUACACUUGGAAAUCCCCUGACCAGAAAACAAGAAACCAAAUAGAUUACAUCAUGCUUAGUUGCAUAAAAGAUACAAAAACCAGGCCAGGGGCCGACUGUACUAGUGAUCACCAGCUCCUCUAUGCGGACAUAAAACUCAGGCUGAAGAAAAUGGAACAGCGACACCAUCCUCUUAGGUUAGACUUCAAAUCAUUGAAUGAUAAUUUCAGAGUGGAGGUGAACAACAAGUUUGAAGUACUAUUAAGCUGCGAUAUAGAGAACAAGUCACCAAAUGAUUUGUGGGAAGAUGGGAAAGAAAUCGUGGUGACCACAGCCAAAAAUAACUUAAGAGUCAAAAAUAUUACUAAGAAAUUAAAACCUUCAAAUGACACCGUCAAAAAUGAGGAUGGUAAGAUUUUGUGUGAUGGAGAAGACGUGAAAAAUAGAUGGAAAGAAUACUGCUCCAACCUCUAUGCCAAGAGAAACAAUGUCAACUCGGUUUUCAAUGCAUCCAAUGAAACAUCAACUGAACCGAAAUGGCCUGAAGAUUGGAUUAAAUCAGUCUUCGUUCCUAUCCCCAAGAAAGGCGAUACCCAGCAAUGCAGCAACAACAGAACCAUUGCACUAAUUAGCCACAGCAGUAAAAUCCUGUUGAAAAUCAUUGCUGAUCGAAUGCAGAUGAAACUGAAAGCUGAAAUCGCAGAAGAACAAGUCGGUUUCAAGAGAGGCACUGGUACAAGAAAUCAAAUCCUAAAUCUUAAAAUGAUCAUUGAAAAAAACAGAGAGCACUCCGAAGACUUGUACCUAUGUUUCAUUGACUACACUAAAGCUUUUGACUUGGUCAUACAUGAAGAACUGUGGAACAACAUGAGAAACAUGGGUUUUCCUGAACACAUUAUCCUGCUACUCAAAGCAAUGUAUGACGAGCAAAAAGCCGCAGUACGUGCAAACUAUGGCCUAACGGACUGGUUUGAAAUUGACCAAGGAGUCCGUCAAGGAUGCAUCCUUUCCCCGCAUCUCUUUAAUCUGUACUCUGAAAAUGUCAUGAGAAAUGCACUGGAAGGUUUUAUCGGAAACGAUACCAUUGGAGGCAGAACGAUGACCAAUCUCCGAUACGCUGAUGACGUGGUUUUGAUUACCAAUUCCCUGUCAAAACUUCAAGAUCAUUUCACUUAUCUGGGAGCUGUUUUCACCAACAAUUGCAAUGAUACCCUGGAAAUUAAAAGAAGAAUCGCAAUUGCAAAAUCUGCAACAGUGUCGCUAACAAAAACCUGGAAGGACAAAGGAAUAUCUCUAUUCACAAAGAAGAGAUUGCUCUCCACGCUAGUUUUCUCUAUCGCAAUGUACGGAGCGGAAUGCUGGACACUGAAGGAGACCGACAGAAAGCUCAUUGAAUCUUUCGAGCUGUGGUGCUUCAGAAGAGUACUUAGAAUAUCCUGGACUUCUAAAACCACCAACGAGGACGUGCUCACCAAAUUCCAACCUGAAACACGGUUGCUCAACAGCAACCUCCAGAGGAAACUAAGCAUCAUAAGAGAUGAAGAAAAUCUGGACAGAACCCUACUGCUGGGCACGGUCUACGGACCGACCGAAAACCCGGUACAGUGA